GCAUGAAAUCACAAUCCAUAUAUUAUUACACAUUUCUGGUACUCUCUGCUAUAGUUUCACACUUCAUUCCUUCUCCACUCACUAACUCACUCCAUCUCAGAAAAAUGGCUGACAAAAUUGUCGAAACGUCGUCGUUAGAGCCGGAAAAUCAAAACAUGGUGGCGGUGAAAGCGCUUUACAAGGCACUAGCAGGCGGCGACGUGGACAAGGUGACCGUAGUUUUGGCUAGCGACUUAGAAUGGUGGUUCCACGGGCCUCAAAAUUGCCAACACAUGAUGAGGGUGCUCACCGGUGAGUCUGAUCAAGCCGAGUUCAAGUUCGAGCCCAGAAGCAUCACCACCAUCGACGAUCGUGUAAUCGCCGAGGGGUGGGAAGGACAAGCCUAUUGGGUCCACGUUUGGACCCUAAAAGAUGGGUUAAUAACCCAGUUUAGGGAAUACUUCAACACGUGGCUGACGGUGACAGAGCUGAUCGGGCACCAAAGCCCGACGCUCUGGCAGAGCCAGCCUCAGGAUCUGGUGAACCGAUCGUUGCCCGGGCUCGUCCUCGCCAUCUGAUAGUAGUGGUGUUGUUGUGAUCUUGGAAACAUUGGACCUCAAAUGAAUGUAAAACAUAUUAGAUAAAUGGAAGUUAAUGUAUGAUCUUGAACAUAUAUAUUUUAAUUAUCAGUAAUGCUUUUUGUAUA
Messenger RNA from Camellia sinensis, 685 nucleotides. RefSeq names its product Nuclear transport factor 2 (NTF2) family protein. The record is from RefSeq and is a predicted model, not a curated record. Lineage: Eukaryota; Viridiplantae; Streptophyta; Magnoliopsida; Ericales; Theaceae.